UUGUCGUCUCAGUCGCAAAUCAAUUAUGGACGAGGAACCGCAUGCACACGAGAACUUAGUCGCCGCAGCAAGGCGAGAAAGCACAAGCCUUUCUAGCCAUAGUGAGGACAGGCUUUCCCAGCAUAGUGCUUCCAAAAAACAGUGAGGACAACUCUUCGCAAAGUCCAGUACUAAGCAAUGAACCGACUACAAUUACCCAAGUCGAGCCAGCUGUUAGUCCAAGAAGCUUUUUUGCUGGAGCCUAUGAUAUUGGUAUUACUCUUUGCAUACAACUUUUCUUCCACUGUGCUGAAGUCACAAAUCAUUUAUCAGAGCUGCACAGCAGGCUUUGGCUAUUCGGAUGCGGUUUGUCAGCUACUGGGGACCAAAAAUGCCACAAAUGAGACAAAAAGAGUCGAGGAUGAAGUGCAGCCAUAUGCAGCUAAAGUUUUUCUGACCAUUAAGAUUGUUGAAUGCGUCAUUCCAGCAUUUUGUGGCCUCUUCGUUGGCGCCUUCGCCGAUCGCUAUGGGCGCAAGCCGCUGCUGCUAGCUUCUUAUUUAGGCUACGCACUGCAAUAUCUUCUCUCGGCCUGCAUUGCCUAUGUGACAAUGCAACGAAAUGGGAUGGUAAGUCCUUGGUUCUAUGUGCUGACCAUUUUACCACUCUCAUUUCUGGGUAGCAGUGUUACCUACUCUGUUGCUACUGUGUGCUUCAUUGGUGAUGUGUCCACUGGCAAAAUGCGAUCCUACAGAAUGAUUGCCUAUGAACUGUGCAUCUAUGUAGGACUGCUGCUGGGUAGCUUUGCCUCUGGCUAUGUGUAUGAAGCUACUAAUGCUUAUAUUAUCUUUGUCAUCUCUGCGGGUUCUGUGUUUUUUGCUCUGUUCACUAUCGCUGGUUUGUUGCCCGAGAGUCUUACCACAAGGCAACAGAGUGUGGCUGCCCGCCAGGAAUUUAUGAUUAUGGAUUUGUGGCGCAGCAGCGCAAGACGACGCGAGUUUAGCGAUCGCUCCAUACUUAUAUUGCUGAUCUGUGUAUUGCUGCUAACGGCUUUUGUGUCGGAUGGCAGCAACUCGGUAUUCUAUAUGUUCAUGCGCGCAAAGUUCCACUGGACAGUGCGUGAGUUCACCAACUAUGAGACGGUUAGCAUUCUGGUUCCAGCUGUGGCUGGUUCUGGUGGCAUGCUCUUCCUUUGGUCGUUGCGUCAGUGCACCAAGUCUGCGAUUCUUUGGCUGGCGAUGAUUUCGCUGCUGAGUCAUGCUUCCAGUAGCUUGAUGAAAGCAUUUGCAUUUGUCGACUGGCAAAUCUACUUGGCGAUCGGCUUGGGAGUGUUUAAAUCGCUGGUGAAUCCAAUGUGCCGCACCAUGAUAACAAACCUGCUUCCCGCCGAUGAACGAGGUAAAGUCUUUGCCAUGAUCAGUGUUCUGCAGACGCUGUCGCCCUUUGCCUCCUCUACGUUGUAUGUGAUCUUUUAUACCCUGACUUUGAGCACAGCACCGAGCUUUUUUAAUUUGAUCAGUGCCAAUUUAUUUGGACUGGCAAUUGUUCUCCUUUUAGUUGUUUGGCGCAAAAAAUCGGAAAAUGCUCCACAUUAUGAAGCCGUGUUUAAGUAAUAAGUUUAAACAUAUUUUUAAUGAAAUAAUAGUGCAUAAGUAAGACUCAACAAAAAAAGGUGAAUUAAUUUCUGCCAGUCAUUUGGUAAUUUGCACAUCGAUUAUAACAAAUUGACUGGUACCAGACAACAGGGAUUACCAUUUGCAUAUUAAACGAACUUCAUAUAUGUUAGCCGUAGAUCUUCAGCCAAUUACAGUGGGGGGAUUUUUGUUGACAAUUCUUAAAAGCAGUACACAAGCUAACAAUUCAAUAAUUAAUUCAUUGUAAAACCACUUUCUAUUGGUUAUAACUUUCGCAUUAUGUUGAAAUUCGAAACAUCGAGUGGUUUAUAUAGUAUAGGCUGUUUUUUUUUAUAUGGGUUAAUAUAUCAAACCAUUGUUGUUAAUUUACGAAAAAUGGCGUGUGCGCCGUAGUCACUUGACAGUGAUGAAUAUCGGAAAAAAUAAAUAUAUAAACCGAAAAUAAGAAAAAAACAAAGUAAACCAAUAAUUGGUGAUAAUUUCGUUCGCUAAUUUUAAAUUAGACGGUAAAUUUGUUAAUUCCCUUGACUUAAUAUUUAUUUGUCGCCACAAAUAAUCAACU
Messenger RNA from Drosophila nasuta, 2173 nucleotides. Its product is annotated as putative peptidoglycan muropeptide transporter SLC46. Bases 178 to 1590 code for a protein of 470 amino acids. Gene Ontology annotation, cellular component: membrane. Gene Ontology annotation, biological process: transmembrane transport. The record is from RefSeq and is a predicted model, not a curated record. Gene Ontology annotation, molecular function: transmembrane transporter activity. The transcript is spliced from 8 exons. NCBI's taxonomy places the organism in Eukaryota, Metazoa, Arthropoda, Insecta, Diptera, Drosophilidae.